Messenger RNA from Cladocopium goreaui, 1446 nucleotides. The record is from the annotation of a GenBank genome assembly. Lineage: Eukaryota; Dinophyceae; Suessiales; Symbiodiniaceae.
AGAUGGGCUGCGCACCCUGUAUCCCUCAUGGCGAUCAGGAUCGCUCUUGAUCAGGACCCUUCAGGGUGACUCAGCCCUGUCUUUCCAUGGUGUCAACCCCAAGUUGUGUGUCAUCGCUGUCGUUCCUUCUGUUGCCUGGUCUUGUGGCUGGUAGCAUCACAGCUCGUGUCAAUUUCGAUGGAGAGAUCAGCAGCACCCAUGCUGUGGGGAGGGGCCAUAGUGAGGCUGAGAAGUGGAACCACUCCCGAUCGGCCACUUUGGAUGAAGGUGCAGGAUCCCUUGUGGUGCCAGUGCAGCCUGUCGUGGUGGUGUCCAGUUGGUUGGUUGUGACUUUGAUGGGUGCUCGUUCUGGCCUUGAGGAUGGUUCUGAUAAGAAGCAGUUGCGACAACUCACCAACUCCGUGCGCACCGCCUUGGCCGAGGCCUUGCAGGUUUGCAGAUCGUCCCUUCACGUCACGGACAUGUCUAUCAAGGGAAAUGACGACAGUCUCAUGGAGAUUCUAGAGGACCAUUGGAAUCCUAAACAUCAGCGCCAUAGGCUGAUUGAAGCAGAUGCAAAUGUUGCACAGUUGAUGCGGCGGAACUCCAAAGCCAGCAAAUUGGACGAUGCGUUUGAGAACUUAAACGAACAAGUGAACUUCACCCGUGUGAAGGCAUCCUAUGAGGUGCGCAUAUUCCCAGAGAUGAGGGUGUCUUCGAAGGACGUAGUCCAGAGGAUUGACCGACUGCAGAUCUUCAGCAGGUUUGCAGACUUGAACCACAUCCUCGUGCGCAGCCUGAUCCAUCGUGUCCGCAACAAACCGGCUGAAAGUGCAAUGUUGGAUGAUGUGGGUUAUGGACGCCGCGAGGUGAAGCCGCGAGAAGUGCUGCCAGCUUUGCAGUUGGCGGACUGCAUGGAAGAAGGUCUUCUACAAGAUGCUCGGGAGGCACACCAAUACGUGAUUGCCCUAUGCUGUAUUUUGGUCCUCUUCAUUACAUGUGCUGGCUCUGCCAUUUUCUCCUUGAAGCAACCCUCCAUCGUACCCAGUCGCACCAAUCCUUUGGGUCCAUUGACAAGAUGAAACGCAGGAAAAAGGAAUGCAACGUCAGACUGGCUCAAGCUCAGCUGUUCUGAUCAUCAACGAGCUGAAGUGUCUUCUCAUUAAGGCCACAUCAAGAUGGGACGUAUGUACGGCAAGGGAAAGGGUAUCGCCUCUUCGGCUAUCCCUUACAAGCGUACCCCACCGUCCUGGCUCAAGAUGAAGUCGGAGGAUGUGGUGGAUCACAUUUGCAAGCUCGCAAAGAAAGGGUUGGCUCCUUCCCAGAUUGGCGUCACCUUGAGGGACAGCUUCGGCGUGCCCCAGGUGAAGGCAGUGACAGGCAAUCACAUCCUGCGAAUUCUGAAGCCGAAAGAUCAUCCCCUUAUUCGACCGACUGCUUGUCCAGACCAACGGUGUUGGACCCACU